Astyanax mexicanus (Mexican tetra) is the source of this 9237-nucleotide messenger RNA. It is a transcript of the gene ngfrb, whose product is annotated as nerve growth factor receptor b. The record is from RefSeq and is a predicted model, not a curated record. Lineage: Eukaryota; Metazoa; Chordata; Actinopteri; Characiformes; Acestrorhamphidae. The coding region runs from base 280 to 1557 and encodes 425 amino acids. Gene Ontology annotation, cellular component: plasma membrane; cell surface. The transcript is spliced from 6 exons. Gene Ontology annotation, biological process: Rho protein signal transduction. Gene Ontology annotation, molecular function: nerve growth factor binding; death receptor activity; coreceptor activity.
GCGCGCUGAAGCCACUCAAGAGUGAAACGUGCAGCUGUUCACUCUCAGUGCAGCUCUCUCUCUCUUUCUCUCUCUCUCUAUCUAUCUCAGAGACACUCACUCACUCUCUCUCUCACACACACACACACACACACACACACUCACACAAACUGGUCCAGGAGGAGGGGUGACCCUGUAGGGAUGCUCGAUCUACAGUCCAGAGACUGACCGCACUGUCUUCACUGAGCUCCCUGCUGAGAAGUGGCUGAGAGACGCACGCGCGCGCGCUGGAGUGCAGUCAUGCUCGCUGCCGAGUUCCUGCUGCUGGUCGGAGUGGUGGCCGUGUUCUCGGCUCAGAACGAGGUCUGCAAGUCGCGUCAGUAUACAACCAGCGGGGAGUGCUGUAAGCAAUGCCUACCUGGGGAGGGCAUGGUCAAGCCCUGUGGAAAAGCGCAGACGGAGUGUGAGCCAUGCCUCGAUAGUGAAACGUUCUCAGAGAACUUCAGCCACACAGAGCAAUGCCAGAAAUGCACCCAGUGCACAGGUCUGCUGCGUAUGGAGACGCCUUGCACAGACGCCAACGAUGCCAUCUGCGUGUGUGACUAUGGCUACUUCUACUCGCUAUUGAGUAACCGCUGCGAGGCAUGCACCACAUGCCCCAUCGGCCAGGGAGUGCUGCUGCGCUGUGAGCCUGACCGCGACACAGUGUGCGAGCAGUGCCAGGACGACACCUUCUCGGACCAGGACAGUGGUCUGGACCCCUGCCUGCCCUGCACCGUGUGCGAGGACCAGCCUGAACUGGAGCACUGCAGCCCUGUGCGAGACACCAUUUGCCAGGAUUGGACAGAUGUGACUCCUCACACAUCAAACACAUCAAACUCUCCCAUCAUACCGGAAGAGCUGGCCCCUGUAACCCCGGAUGUCUUCCCUACGGAUGAGCCAACAGACGGAGCUACAGAGAGCAUGCCAACGGUCGACCCUCAACAGAAGAAACUUGGGCUUGGCUGGGGAGACAACCUCAUCCCCUUUUAUAUAUCCAUCCUUCCAGCAGUUCUGCUUGGGAUUGUGGUUUUUAUCAUCUUGAAACGGUGUAACAACUGCAAGCACGCAAACAAACAGGAGGGCAGUAACCGGUCAGGCACAGCCAACCCCAGCCAGACGCCGUCGCCUGAGGGAGAGAAGCUACACAGCGACAGCGGCAUCUCUGUGGACAGCCAGAGCUUACAGGAUGGACAGGGACUACAACACACAGUGGUAAAGAUGGACUCACCCCUGACGUUGCCCCUGCACGCAUGUGAGGAGGUGGAGAAACUGCUCAGCCACGGCUGUGAUGGCGACGACAGCACGGGAGCCAUGCAGGAAACUGACUGGUGCAACCUGGCCGGGCUGCUGGGGUACGAAGAGGAGCGCAUCGCAUCCUUCAGGCAGGAGGAGAGGCCCAUUCAGGCCCUGCUGUCCGACUGGGCCAGUCAGGAUUCGGCCAGCGUGGACACGCUGUGCACGGCACUGAGGAAGAUCAACCGGGAAGAUAUCGCCCAAAGCAUCAUGCUCAGGCCCACCGCCACAUCUGCCGUAUGAGGGAAAAAGCACACACACACAAACACACAUAACACACUUAUACUCAUAAGCCAUAGCUCCAAAUCACAUCUGUGCCGCAUACCUUGAUGUAUACUAUGGUAUACAGCCCAUAAUGCUAAUUUGCUAAAGCGUUAACGCCACGUGCCACAAGCCUCUUAAACCUGAACCCAGGCUGGACUUUUUGUAUUUACUCCAGUAUUAGCCACUUCUGUUUGCAUGUUUCUACCCAAUAAGCCAACAGUGUGUCAUUAGUAUCAUUUAUACCUGCUCACCCCAUCAGUUUCUGGGUCUGGAUGCUGGUGCUCCAGCACAGAUUGGUGCCUUUCUUGCAGAAAAACAUUGUUAAAGCGGAAUCAAUAAGAAUGGGCAUUAAAUUAUAUAUUUAAAAGACUGCAUCAAUUAAAUCACACGUUUUACUGUUUAGCUUAUAUCCAGCCACAGCAUUACACAGUACAUUUAUUUUUUAUGGUAAAUUUUAACUUCAAAUAGUUAAUUUAACACAGAAAAUUCACUGUGCAGAUGUUUCUAAACGUCAAAAAAAAGUAUUCUUAAUUUUUCCUUGAGAAUGCUGUGCUUUUUUUACCUCACUAUGAAACAAAAGAAAAGCACAAUUUUUAUAGUGAGCGUACAUUAGCUCAUGGCUUGAAAGCUAGCUAAAGGUUAAUGUGGCAGCUUGUAGCUGGUGUUUUAUUUCUACUAAAGAGUUUCAAUUAGGGGUAGGCGAUAUCGAUAUGGCCCUAAAAUAAUAUCACAAUAUUUUACGGGGUUUUUGUUUAACAAUUUUCUUGAUAUGACAAAAUAUUGAUUUAAAACUAUUUAUAUACUACUGCUUUUAUUUGGUAUAAAUAUAAGAAAUUCAAACAUAAAAAACAGUAACUUACCUAGCCCCUAAAUUGGUAUAAAACAAUAAUAGUGUAAAAGAAAUACUAAAAAAAUAACUAAAUUAAAGUAACAACAAAAAUCUUUCACAAAACUAAAGAGCAGCAUAUAUAGUUAUUUAAAUUAAAUACAGUAAAUAGCAAAGCAAAAUAGAGAAUAUCACAAUUUGGAUUGUGAAAAUGUAAAAAUUUGAAUGUAAUAAGGCAUCCCUGGUUUCAAAUAAAAAAUGAAAAUGGACUAUCAAGCUGUGCUGGACUCCUGCUAAACCUUCCAGAACCAGAACUGACCCUUCAUUUACUGCCUCCUGUCUGUUGCCAACACAAGCCUGUGUUAUUCAGUAACCCAUUGCCAUACAGCUAUAAGCAACCACAUCAUUGCCUUCUCAUUGCCAUGUGAUAUUUAACUCAUGAUCCUCAGCUUAUCCCAGAUAGCCUACAUGUCCAUUUGUGACCAAGCUUGAUGUUUCCCUGACUGAUCUGUGGUAAAAAAAAAAAAUAUAUAUAUAUAUAUAUACAGUUUUUAACAUGCCUUCGACAACUUUAGCUCAUGAUAUGUUUUAGUGCUCAGUAACAGUUUGUGUAUAUACAUCAGUUGGUUAACUAGUAAAUAGAGCUUUAUUCAUUUUGGGUGCUUGUCAGAACAUCUGCUCACUAACCAUGGAGAUCUGCAGAAGAUCCCAAAAUAAGACACUGAGCUAACCACAAACAUAAAUCAUAAUCAGCUCAGAUUUAAAAUGUAAUUGCCAAAAAUAUGAUAAAUUUUUUGUUUUAAUAUACAUUGUUUUGGUAUACAUAUCUUGUAAUCUCUUUUAUCAUCCAGAAGUCAAAGAGUAUCAUUUCCUUUGCUUGAUAGAAGCAAUGAUGGAAUGAUAGAAUUGAUAGAAAUCUAUCUCAACAAAUCUAUCUCUAUUAAUCUAAAUUCUCAAAAGCAGCCUUACCACUAGUGAUGCAUCGAAAUUAACAUUUUUUGCUGAAACCUUAAUCAAACAAGAAUAAAACAUUUGGCUGAAGGCCAUUUUCAGAAAAUGUAAUUUAUUUUGCAACUUCUUCCACUGUUGCUUAAAUUAAAUAGCCUAAAUAUAUUUUGACUGGCUUUUUGAAGAAUAGGCAAUUUUAGACUAUGGUUUUCUACCUAUAUUGUGCAGUGAUGGCCAGCCACUGCAACAUUACUGCUGCUACUGCUUCAGAUUUUUAUGAAGCUAUGUUUUAUAAAAUUUGUUGCAGAAAGAAAAGAAACAAUGGAUGUGGACACAGCAGCUUGCCCCACUUGGCUGGAGAGGUUUAGCCUCAGCUGUUUUAAAUGGGCUGGAGCUUUUUUUUUCUGAGCUGGAUUACUCGCUGAGUUGAUGACAGAUUGAAGUCCCUAUUUGAGCUUAGUCUUCACAUGGCCCCAUUUUUGCAUCUUGGAAUCCAGUAAAGAGCCCCUGCUGUUCAAUAUCAUAAAAUAAAUAAGUUAUUGUGACCUUAAAUAGCUUUAAUAUAAAUUACUCAGCCUUUUCACUUUUUCCGGCCGGAUAGCAAAAGUGCUAUUACAGUGCAUCUUCAACAUCCAACCAUGCACAAGUGCCCACAUGCAUCCUCAGAUAAGCUAACUUAAAUGACCAAACUAGCAAACAAGAGCUUUUAACAGCUUUAAACUUAGAACUGAGCUCUGCUGCCUUUACUUUUUUGCUUUAGCUUGUGGUUUAACCUGUAGAAUGCUCACUACCAGUGCAACUAGCAGUGUGAAGUAAAGUAUUGUGUGUAUAACUAGAUAAAUAUAGUGGUUUGCCACUUCAAGCUCAGUGUAUGAAGUAUUUUAGGGUAAACAUAUUUUUUUCACCAUGAAAGAUAGUUGUGUCAAAUCAUCAUAUAAGCUAUGUUCACUAAAUCAUUCAUGAGCUUUCUUAACCUGUGCUUGUACAGUAAUGAAUGGAGACUCACAAUAAAGUUCCCCUGAAGGGAAAUGGUUUACGAAUGGUUGACGAAGGCAUGUUAAAACAGUUCCGGAGUAAAGAACGCGAGGGCGGGGAAGUUGUAUAUUGUGUAAAAUAUGUCAGAGAUGCCUUGUCACUGUAUGCAAAUCAGCAAUGGACGACAUGUCGCCUGGAGGCUAAGAGACUGUUUGGCAACAGAAAGCUAUCUGAGAACAUACAGUUCUUUACUGGAGAAGCUUUGACCUCUAGGGGUGAAUGGAGGUCAGAUUAUGCAAACAUAAUGCAUGGAAGUGAAUUAAAUGCACCUAUCCCUUUGGUCAGCCAAAACAUUGCCAUUUUAAUGCCUUCAUUAUCCUUUCAUCUACAUCUACUACGUCUACAUCACCACCAUAGAAACCCAUUAUUAUCAUCAUUAUCACUGUCAUGUUUUCAUUGAAGGGGUUCUCCAGCCAUGUAGCAUUUAAUGUAGCAUUUAAUACAUUGUGUAUUAUGUGAUGUAUUAUUCUAUGGUUUUAUAGCACAGAACUUCAUCAUCUUUAGGAUUUUGUUUGUCCAUCAGUGUUCUCCCACUACUCACAAAAAUCAUACAAUCAUCACCCACCCUGACCCAUUAAUCAACAUAUUAGCUACUCAAUGCACUAAUCAGAGUAUCAGAGUCAAUGCUUCUCUGAGUUUCUAUUAAUAUUUUGCAUUCUUUUUAGUAUGUCUAUCUGGUGGAUUUGUGUAUCCGAUUAUGUUUGUGUCAAACUGACCAAUGGACUAAAAUCACUAAAAUACAGCCUUCCAAUAAAACUGGCUUCUUUGUCUUCUGGCAAGACAAAGAAUCAGGCAUUAGGAUAUGAUGAUGCAAAUCUCAACCCUUAUUUACAGCUUUAUAACUCAACUAGAUGUGAGUAUUGUAGAGACUAUUCAUAGGAUACAAUCGAUACAAUCAUAUUACUCUACAGAUUUUAAUAUAAAAACUCAAUUUCUGCACUGUAUUAUAACCAAGAUAUUGAUAGAAAUAUUCAUACACAUCAAAUUUGACACACCAGCUCAUUCAUUAACCCCAGAGUAUUAAUAUCUUCUUCAUGAAGUCCCUCUCAUCUUCAAAGAAUGAGGAUUUAAACUUAAAACUGUAAAAUAUUACUGUGGAUGUUAUUUCAGCACUGCUAGUAAGUGACUGCAGCAAUUAGGGACGUCUAUCGGCAAGAACCUGGAACAUGGAAAUUAUUUAUUGUGAUUGUUUAAAUCUAAUCUUAGAAAAACUUUCAUAAUAUCAAAAAACACACUAUACUAUUAAAUAUAUAAAAUCUGAGUACAAGAAAUGUUUACAUGUUAUGCAAGCAUAACAGUAGGAUCUAACAAGAGAGUGCAACACUGCUAUCUAGUGGGCAGGAUUUAAACACAACACAAAUUGAACCACUGUGUGCCACCAUGUAAAUGAAUCAUUAAAAAUCUUUUUCAGGUUUUGAAAAUCAACACAGUCUUGCAAAACAAAAUUGAGCAAUACUUUGAUAUAUACAGCUCUGGAAAAAAAAUAAAAGACCACUUUAGUUUCUGAAUCAGUUUUUCAGAUUUUGCUAUUUAUGUUUAAGUAAAAUGAACAUUGUUGUUUUAUUCUACAAACAACAGACAAUAUUUCUCCCAGAUUCCAAUAAAAAAUAUUGUCAUUUAAAGCAUUUUUUGCAGAAAAUGAGAAAUUUCUGAAAUAAUAAUUGAAAAGACCUCAAAUAAUGCGAAGUUCGCAAAGUUUGUAAAAAUCAAUACUUAGUGGAAUAAUCCUGUUUUUAAGCACAGCUUUCAUGCAUCUUGGCAUGUUCUCCUCCACCAGUCUUACACACUGCUUUUGGAUAACUUAAUGCUACUUCUGGUGCAAAGAUUCAAGCAGUUCAGCUUGGUUUGAUGACUUGUGAUCAUCCAUCCUUCUCUUGAUUAUAUUCCAGAGGUUUUUAAUUUGGCAAAAUCAUAGAAGCUCAUAAUUUUUAAGUGGUCUCUUAUUGUUUCUAGAGCUGUAUAUAUCAGCAAUGGUUACAUUUUCUGCUUUGGCCUGAGAGGCUUUAACAUUAUAUUUUGGUGGUGGUUUAUCCUUCCCGAUCCUAUGAGAGGUGGAACCUUCUCAGAAAGCAUGUUACAAGGCUUUCCCGUCCCGGUGGUCCAGCCGAAAACUGAGAAGCAUCUCUUUUCCUUCUUGUUUUUUAACAAGAAGGUAAAAGGAUACUGGUCACUACCUGCUCAGGGUCAUCACCAUGACAAAAGAGCUUGGUCAUGGAGUCCGUGACCUAGAUAGAGUGCAACACCACACACACACACCAUAGAAACAAGCACAACUACAAACUGAUUAAAGUGAACUGGUGUCCCAUAUAAGCAAUUCAGGUUAAUCUAAAGUGACUUAAAUGAAGGCUGUAAUGAGCGUAAGAAACAAGACACCGUCGAAUUCAGCCAAAAAGCAAAAUAUGGAAUACAUCUCUCCAUUUUUCUCUGUCAGUCUGGAAUAAAAGGUGGGGGUAGGGUGGGCUGGUGGGCCGUGAAGGCCUGUGAAAGGGUGGCAUUAACCACUCUUGACUGGUUAAUGGCGGUACAGCGUAGAUGACGAAGGUACAAAGCGCGGCUGGACGAAAAAGAAAACGAAUUAUCCAGGGGUCUGUAUUUUCUCAGGGGUCAUAUAUGUCACACAGCAUUUCCAAAUGUCACGUGUCUUGUCUCUCCAAAGAUUACACACGAGGCUGCAUAAUACUGAAAAAAAUAAACGGAAAAUCUGACACUUUGUUGUUAAAGACUGAAGUGAAAUAAAUGAUGCUCCUGUUAUAUGACUAUUACACAUGCGCACAAUGCAAUGUUGAUGCUGAAACAAUAUACAGUAUAUCUUCAUGCUCCAUACAACUGAGGCUUUAUUAAGAGUUACGGAUUGAGGAACCACUAGUUGAGCAAAAAACAAAAAUUCUUUACCUAAGUUUAUAUAUUAAGAUGAUAUUUCACAGUGGUUUGGUGUGAAAUGGUUUAAGCAAUGCAAACAUGACCAAUUUACUCACAAAACCACCAGUGAUAAAUCAGGAAAAAGACAAGGUUUUUUUGAGGACUAUUUUUACCAUUCUAUAAACUUCACCAUUCAUCUGUUUAUUGUUAAAGAACAACAUUGUAAGCUAAAUAUGUAUCAUAAAAAUAGUAAUAGUAAAACAAUAUUUAAGUCACCAUAAAUGUGAUUUUCCAUUCACUUUGUACACUCUAUAACAGAGCAUUUCACACCAACCUGAUGAAUAAUUUCUGAAUGAUGAAACUGAUGAAUUUCCAAGUAGUUAACUUUCUUUUUUACUAGUGCAUAGCUAACAUUGGGGUCACCAUUAGACAAACACACAAUGGUUAGCUACAUAUUAACAUCCUUAUCCUCACUCAUGUUUUAAGUCUUGGUUUCUAACAUAUAUCUUUUAAAUAUUCAACUGCCAGUGCUAUUGGGUUCACUGCCGUUUGUUUAAUGAGUAUUCUAGCUUAAAACUAGCUAUGUAGAUUUUUUUGCAUGUUUUGCAAGAUUUUAGUAGAGUAGCUUUUAGUCUCAUUAACUUUAUGAUUUUGUAUCAUUUUUAGCUUUUUGUUUAUCACAGAUUUCUUAGUACAAUUGCCCAGCACCAAUGUAAAGGAUAAGAAAUAGAAGCAACAUUAACUUCUAACAGAACUAUAUAAUGUUCUUUAUAGUGUUUUAUCUUUUGUUUAAACCAGAUAUCUCACUUCUCCCAUGGCUUCUGUGAUUCUCACACAUGUUGAUAAUGGCUUGGUACUAUAUACUUGAAAUUAGCCGUUUCAGGGGAAAAAUGUCUACUUUACAUUUAAAAAACUGUUAGAAACCACAACAGCACCACUAUAUGGGGUGAGUAGGUAUUCAUUUUACACAAUUACUUUUGGCUGGAGUUCCCCUUUAAAGAUACUGUAGAUGUGUAGCAUAUGGUACAAUAUAAAUUCAAUCAUGUGAUGUAGCAUUCUGCCAUCUUAGGAAAAAGCCAGGUUUUACAGAGGAUCUUUGACAGUAAUACUGGGAUAUGCAAACACUGUCUAGUUUGUAAUGAAGGUGUUCCUCCCUUUUUACAGAGGGGGGUGUUGUAAUUUUUCUUAUUAAGAAGUUAUAUGUUUAAUAUUAUUUUUUAUUAUCUUUUUUUACCAGAUUAGAUUGUAGCACUUAAAUGUGUAAAUAUGUAUUCAGUAUCACAAGUGCCUGAGAGAAAUAUCAGGUCUAUGUUGUUCUAUUCUUUCUGUUUACCUUGUGUUAAUAAUAAUCUGUUGUUUUUUUAUGUUACUGUUUUGGCAUGUACUCCUAAGUGAGACUGGCCAGUGUUAGGCCACGAUCAUUCCUGUUCUGAACACUGUAAUCAGUCCUCUCCCAACCUUUGGACAAUUUGCCAUCUUUUUCCAAUAUUUGUUUUGUGCUUUUGUUUGUUUUUGUCAAGUUUUUCUCGAAUGUCUUAAUACAUUAAUACUGUUGGAUAUCGCAAGGGCCUAGUGUCCACACAGAGGUCUGCAAAAGGGCACACUGCUUUCUGACAAUCAUUCAAAAAACCUGUAUGCAAAAGGUUACGUAUCCACACAAACGAAAAAGGGUACAAAGGACAGGUGGGUUGAGCUGAAGAAAUGGAAUGAAAUGUUGAAUCUUGCACUCAGGAGAAGUAGCAUGAUUGAAAAGGGAUGGAGAGAUGGACAGGUCAAAAAAAAGGCUGGAGGUGGAAGAGAAGAAGAAAGAUCUCAAGAAAGUACAAUGUACAAACUGAAAAAAUAAAAACAUGUGAAUGUUCCUUGUAUUUACUAAUAUGUACACUGUAUCAUAUUAAUGUGAAUUUGCUAGAAUUCCUAAAUCUGGUUCGAUGCAAUUAUAAACUAUUAAAACCAUGAAAGUGAAUAAACGCAUUCAGAUUAUGACUCAA